Megalops cyprinoides (Indo-Pacific tarpon) is the source of this 2471-nucleotide messenger RNA. RefSeq names its product epithelial splicing regulatory protein 1 (gene esrp1). The record is from RefSeq and is a predicted model, not a curated record. The transcript has 15 exons. The coding region runs from base 211 to 2337 and encodes 708 amino acids. NCBI's taxonomy places the organism in Eukaryota, Metazoa, Chordata, Actinopteri, Elopiformes, Megalopidae. Gene Ontology annotation, cellular component: ribonucleoprotein complex. Gene Ontology annotation, molecular function: RNA binding.
GGUGCUGCCUGUUUUGCAUAGGUUCUCACGCAAUCAAAAAAGCCACUAAAUACCUGUAGCCAGUGAAACACACCUAGCUUUGGAAGUAGGUGUCUGUAGGUGUGGGUCGGCUGGUUUUCUUUGGUGGUUUUAUUUUCUGGAUUGAUUUCUUUGGGGUGGAUUUCUUUACUCGAGGUGCGUUUAGAGUAGUUUUUUCUUUCUAUUCUCAACAUGACGGCGAAUAUAGACUAUUUGGUGGUGUUAUUCACAACAACAUCUGGUGCUAGUGGGGAUCUGUUGGGAUCGGACGAAAAGGAGCUCAUUCAAUUGGUGUGGCAAGUUGUGGACUUGACGAACAAGAAGACAGGGAAACUGAAUGAAGUUUUCGUCAGACCCAAACAUUUGGAAUUGACAGAUGAUUGCAAAGAGGAAAGUGGGAUUAGCGAGGAAACAAUCUCUUCAGCAGAACCCUUGGAACAUGCCUUAAAUGAGUUUAGUCAACGCCUGAGCACUGAAACAAAUGGGAACUCUCUCUGUUUAUGCACUGAUGGCCAGCUUCACAUUCGCCAAGUAAUUCACCCUGAAGCUUCCAGCAAGAAUAUCAUGCUCCCUGACUGUUUCUACUCCUUUUUUGACCUUCGAAAAGAGUUCAAGAAAAACUUCCCUUCGUCAGCAGAUUUAAAGGACCUGGACAUUCAAGUCAUGGCAGAUUAUCUGAACGUAACUGCCGAUCCAUCUGCAUACACGUUCGCAUCGCUCAAGGUCCAGACCAUGGUCAACAUUGUCCUCACACUCAUUUCAGACCCAAUAUGUUACAAGUUCACCCACCCUGAGAGAGUGAAUGACAAAUUUGAAACUGGAACCUGCAGCAAGAUGGAGAGAGUGGAUGACAACACGGUGAUCCGGGCCCGCGGCCUCCCCUGGCAGUCCUCUGACCAGGACAUUGCUCGCUUCUUCAGGGGCCUCAACAUCGCAAAAGGCGGGGCGGCGCUGUGUCUGAACGCCCAGGGCCGGAGGAACGGGGAGGCGCUGGUCCGGUUUGUGAGCGAGGAGCACAGGGACCUGGCCCUGCAGAGGCACAAGCACCACAUGGGCAGCCGCUACAUCGAGGUGUACAAGGCAACCGGUGAAGAUUUUCUCAAAAUAGCUGGAGGUACAUCAAACGAGGUGGCGCACUUCCUAUCCAAGGAGAACCAGGUGAUCGUGCGCAUGCGGGGCCUCCCCUUCACUGCCACGUCCGAUGACGUGCUCCUGUUCUUCAGCCCCACCUGCCCCGUCACAGGUGGCAAGGACGGCAUCCUCUUCGUCAAGUUCCCCGACGGGCGGCCCACAGGGGAUGCCUUCGUGCUCUUCUCCUGCGAGGAGCACGCCCAGAACGCCCUCAAGAAGCACAAGGAGAUCCUGGGGAAGCGAUACAUCGAGCUGUUCAAGAGCACGGCGGCAGAGGUGCAGCAGGUGCUGAACAGGUACACGUCGGCCCCUCUCAUCCCUGUGGCCCCCGCUCCCAUCAUCCCCGUGCUGCCUCAGCCCCCCUUCGUGCCCCCGGCCGGGGUGAGGGACUGCAUCCGUCUGAGGGGGCUCCCCUACAUCGCCACCAUCGAGGACAUCCUGGAGUUCCUGGGGGAGUUCACUGCCGACAUUCGGCCCCACGGUGUCCACAUGGUGCUGAACCAGCAGGGAAGACCCUCUGGAGACUCAUUCAUCCAGAUGAAGUCGGCAGAGAGGGCCUUCCUGGCGGCUCAGAAGUGCCACAAGCGGACCAUGAAAGACCGCUACGUGGAGGUGUUCCAGUGCUCUGCGGAGGAGAUGAACAUUGUGUUAAUGGGGGGCACGUUGAACAGGAAUGGCUUGUCGCCGCCGCCAUGUAAGUUACGACGCCUCUCUCCCCCGUCCUACGCCUUCCCUCCCCCAACGGCGGUCAUGCCUGCCGAGGCCGCCCUCUACCAGCCCCAGGUCCUGCUGAGCCCCCGGCCCAUGCAGCCCUCUGCUGCCUUCUACCCCGCCAGCACCCAGCUCUUCAUGAACUACACCGCCUACUACCCCAGCCCCCCUGGAUCACCAACAAGCCUCAACUACUUCCCCUCCCCUGCAAGUGCCCCCGCCCUGGCCACCCAACCUGGGGCCUUGGUCAGAAUGCAUGGCCUAACCUAUAACAAUGGAGUCAAGGAGAUCCUCAACAUCUUCCAGGGAUACCAGAGUCCCCCUGAAUCGAUGACGCUUGUGAAUAGCCUUUGUGGGCAGCCCGGCAGCAGCGACGCUCUCGUGACCCUUCCAGCUUUACUUUCUGCCAAGCAACCUGUGCAAGACAGAGCCCACAGUCACCUUGGGGGACCCUUCCUUGACCUGCAGCUGCUGUAAAGUGGGUCACCAGCCACAGAGAGAUCCCACUGCUAACACCAUCAGCGGAACUGCUGGACUCCAGACACAGGGAAACUAAAACCGGGGAUAACAUUCCCUGGCAGAUUUUUUCCAUUGGAUUUUAAUGCCAUGCU